Messenger RNA from Vicugna pacos (alpaca), 1114 nucleotides. It is a transcript of the gene PDE6H, whose product is annotated as phosphodiesterase 6H. Gene Ontology annotation, cellular component: photoreceptor outer segment membrane. Gene Ontology annotation, molecular function: cGMP binding; 3',5'-cyclic-nucleotide phosphodiesterase activity. NCBI's taxonomy places the organism in Eukaryota, Metazoa, Chordata, Mammalia, Artiodactyla, Camelidae. The record is from RefSeq and is a predicted model, not a curated record. Gene Ontology annotation, biological process: positive regulation of G protein-coupled receptor signaling pathway; visual perception; positive regulation of epidermal growth factor receptor signaling pathway.
UGGUCCAAAGAAUGGUCUGGGGCUCCCCUUCCCUGUUACUACUGCCAGAAGACCGUCCUUGUCUCAGGAAAUGUUACACAGGUACCAAUGGAAACUGCUAUGGUCUUCUUUUCCCCUCCUACUGUCUAAGAAGCCUGAAAGAAAACCAUCAGCCACCCGAGGACCAUCAGGAUGAGUGACAGCACUACAUUGGCUCCUCCAGCUUCCAACCAGGGUCCCACCACCCCACGCAAAGGGCCCCCCAAGUUCAAGCAGAGGCAGACUCGCCAGUUCAAGAGCAAACCUCCUAAGAAAGGUGUGAAAGGGUUUGGAGAUGAUAUUCCAGGCAUGGAGGGGCUAGGAACAGACAUCACAGUGAUUUGUCCCUGGGAGGCAUUCAGCCACCUGGAGCUGCAUGAGCUUGCUCAGUUUGGGAUCAUAUGAGGCGCCGGAGCAUCUGCCACUCUCCACGCCACCUGCUUUAGCUUUGCUUACUUCUGCCCUCUUGAUCUGCCUGAGCCUUGAAAUUCAGCUGUCGGAAGUGGUUUCUUUGACUUACACAGUCACUUCCCAUAAGUUACUACUACGAGUUCUCUUGGUGUCAGACUCUCCCAUGCAGAACAGUUGAGCUCAGAGUAGUGGGCGAAAUCAACUUCUGACCGGGCGUUUCAGACGUUACCAUUUUUCCCUAUCAGCUGAAUAGAUGUCAUCAGUAUUUCUCUAAAUUUUGUUUAAGUCCUUCAAAUCUGUUUUUGCUAGGCAUUCAUUAUGACUGGUAGUAGUCUUUUAAGAUACCAUUUAUGUCACUUCUCUCCCCUUUCCAUUUAAUAAAGGAGAUAUUUACCUCGAAUCUCAUGAUGAAGUUGUAUUAAAUGCUAUAUGCAAGUAUCUGAUGCCCUGUUCUGAGAACCACUUAAACAAAGAAGGCAUAGUCACACAGGAAGUGAGCAUGGCGCAUGCAAAAGAACAUAGGAUUAGUAGGCAAGUCCUGCUUCUGCUUUGUUACUUUCUGAAUCAUGACAUUUCUGGGUCUACAUUUUAUUGAACUAGGUCGUCCUUGAGGUCUGAUGCAGCUUUAAAUUGAACAGUUCUAAGUUAGUGGAAGACUGGAGAUUCAACUCAAGACUCUGACCAU